Hyphopichia burtonii NRRL Y-1933 is the source of this 438-nucleotide messenger RNA. RefSeq names its product 40S ribosomal protein uS13 (gene RPS18). Lineage: Eukaryota; Fungi; Ascomycota; Pichiomycetes; Serinales; Debaryomycetaceae. The record is from RefSeq and is a predicted model, not a curated record. The coding region runs from base 1 to 438 and encodes 145 amino acids. Gene Ontology annotation, cellular component: cytosol; ribosome; small ribosomal subunit. Gene Ontology annotation, biological process: translation. The transcript is spliced from 2 exons. Gene Ontology annotation, molecular function: structural constituent of ribosome; RNA binding.
AUGUCCUUAGUUGUCCAAGAAGAAGGUUCUUUCCAACACAUUUUACGUUUGUUGAAUACCAACAUCGAUGGUAGAAUUAAAAUUAUGUACGCUUUAACCAAAAUUAGAGGUGUCGGUCGUCGUUACUCUAACUUGGUUUGUAAAAAAGCUGAUGUUGAUUUACAAAAAAGAGCCGGUGAAUUAACCCAAGAAGAAUUAGAAAGAAUUGUUACCAUCAUGCAAAACCCAACCAACUAUAAAAUCCCAGCUUGGUUCUUAAACAGACAAAAAGAUCAAGUUGACGGUAAAGAUUACCAUGUCUUAGCUAACAACUUAGAAUCCAAAUUAAGAGAUGACUUGGAAAGAUUGAAGAAAAUCAGAUCUCACCGUGGUAUUAGACACUUCUGGGGUCUUAAAGUUAGAGGUCAACACACCAAAACCACCUCUCGUGGUCGUUAA